CUGCGUGUCAGUGCCUGGCAAAUGCUAAAACAGUACCAAUUUUAAAUUGGAGUAGUGAUACAUCUAAUAAACAAACUAAUAUGGAGUUACUACGACAGUGCCCAAGUUUUACACAUAUAUUAAAAUGGGGGGAGUGAUAUGGGAUUAUAUCACAUGUCUCACAAGAAUCGUAGCUAAGACAUUCGGAAAAAGAUUGCAUUUGUUAUGCUGGGGAUCAAAUUAUCACAGUCUAAACCUGGUUGCGAAUGUAUUAGUUGACAGUUUCCUUCUCUGUAAAGGUACUGCCUCUAAAUGGACCUAUAACGUAUUUUUAAAUUGUAUAAAGUUUCGUUUCUCAUGCUCUCUAACUUGUGGAGGUCGAAAGAUAUCUAACUGUACGUUCAUUAUAAAAUAGUAAAAAUAAGGAAUUCACUGCACAUCAUGGCUGUUAACUGAGAUUGAAUAAGGACACGACCUGGUUCAGUACGCAGUACGGACGACACAACUUCCUUCUCCAGCUUCUUGCUUUCCAAUAUUGCCAGUCAUCUCUGGCUCGUACCUGAUCCGUACAUUCACAUCCGGAUCCUUUGCUUCGAUUCCCUUUUCUGUCAAGUGCCGUCGGGCUGUUGUCAUACUCUUGCUUGGGGUGAGCCACUGCAUACCAAAACAAGACUACUUCAUCACUACAAUUCUAAAUUAUACUAUGACCGAAAACUCAAGCGAGAGUUGUGUCUUCUUUAAAAAACGUAGUCGCAAAAAUGUGCGGCAAAAAGAAAGUAUGAAUUUAAAACCAAUAAAAACAUUUCAACAUUUUCAAAAGGUUCAUCCAGUGAAGAUGAAGCAGUUAUCAAGACUAAGAAAAGAAGUCAUAUCAAUAAUAUGUUAUAUCAACAGACUUCGAAAUUUGGCAGUAAUAAGAGGUGUUCAUCGGAUGAUGAUGAUGACAACGAUAAUGCUGGUAAAAAAAGUGCUCUUGAAACAGUCACAUAUAAGGCUUCACAUUCCAAGGAAUCAAGGGUUACAAAAGAUCAAAUAGCAGCCGCCACCUUGGAGAUUGAUACAGACAUCAAGUGUGAUGCCCAGUCUAUAUUUGAGCGUUCCCAGAAAUUAAAUAAGGAUUCUCAAGAUCGUAAUUCAUACAAGGGGAUGAAUAACUAUGCUCAGUACAUUGAAAAGAAAGAUACUGUUAUGGGGAAUGCAUCAAGCGGUUUUAAUCGUAAAGGUCCUAUGCGAGCUCCAGCAAAUUUAAGAGCUACUGUUAGAUGGGAUUAUCAACCGGAUGUUUGUAAAGAUUAUAAAGAAACAGGAUUUUGUAGUUUUGGUGACAGUUGCAAAUUUCUGCAUGAUAGAUCAGAUUAUAAGCACGGUUGGCAAAUAGAACAGGAGUUAGCUGAAGGAGUCUAUGGAAUUGAUGGUGAAGAUAAUCGUUAUGAAAUUGCUCAUAAUUCUUCUGACGAAGAAGUAGUAGAAGACAUCCCUUUAAUUUGUAUGAUAUGCCGCAAAGAUUAUAAAGAUCCAGUUGUGACUAUUUGUAAACAUUAUUUUUGUAGUGAUUGUGCUCUAAAACGAUAUAAGAAAACUGCACGAUGUUAUGCAUGCACGACAGAUACUAAAGGAUUUUUCAAAUUUGCUAAGAAUUUAUUAUCACGUAUUGCUGCAAUAAAGGAGAAGAAGAAAAAGCACUCAGAUUUCAGUGAAAGUGAUCAAGAAGAAGAAAAAGACGAAAAAAGUCACAACCACUCGUGUUGUCAUUCUUCAUCAGUGUGUGCAGGAGAAAUAAAUAAUGGUGCUGAUGAACUCAACAAGACAACUGAAAUAGAGUGUGAUCUUACUGGUAAAGUAAAACUUCCACAAUCAGCUGAACCGAAUUGGGCAAAACCCGAAGCUCCACAGUAUUGUGAUUCUGAUGAAGAGAUUGAUUGUCUUUUUGUAGAAUGGAUGGAGGAUUUUUAUGAAAUCUUAGACUGUUCAAUGGAGGCCACCGAUGAUGAAAUUAAACAACUUGUUAAUCGAGCUCGACUUAGAUUUCAUCCUGAUAAAAAUGCAGGUAUUUUAGAAAAAGAAUUUAUGCUUAUAGAAAAGGCAUGGAGUGUUCUACGAUACCCCGAAAAACGUAAAGCUUAUGAUGCUUUAUUGAGACAAAAUAAGCUAUUGUCAAUGUCUGCUGGGUUACCUGUACAAAGUGAUAUACCAUAUGAUGAAUUCCACUCUGAACACAUACAUGACACUGAUAUAAAUUUUGAAUCUAAUGAUCGAAAGUGUAGUAUUUAUUGGUACCCUUGUCGUUGUGGUGGAAAUUAUAUCUUAGAAGAAGUUGCUGUAUUGUGUCGAGCUCCUUUGUUGACCUUAAUGUCUUCAGACCUUGGUGACGGUUUCGAGGUUCCUUCUGUCCCUGCACCUUUUAAAGGCUUAGAGAAAGAUCGAAUUGAAACAAGAAAAAGGCAAGCAUUAUUUCUUCGUCAAGCUUUGCGCAUAGUUGAAAGAUUUGCGCGCAAUCCUGUUAGUGUCACUAUGUUAGCAUGUGCCUUACCAUGGUUGGAGCGUGAGCAAUAUGACGAUAUUGCUGUCGAAAGAAAUGCCUACGGGAAUUGUGGUUAUGCCUUAUGCUGUAAUCCUAAGGGCCAAAUAAGCAAACAGAAGUAUCGCAUAUGCACAAAAUCACGUAGAGUGUACGAUAUUACCGAGCGCAGGCCAUUUUGUUCAGAUUGGUGUUUUCGUGCUUCAAGGCAUAUACGUAAACAAAUUUCGAAAGAGCCAGCUUGGUGUCGUUCAGUUGACAGUCUAAAAUCUUGUAAUAUUGAUCUUUUACCUCGGAAUGCAUCAGGACAUGUUGGUAAAGUAAUUUUAGACGUUCCAAAUCGUUUACUUUUGACGGGAUCUGAAAGCGAUUCCAGCAUUGAGAAUGAAUCAGAUACGUUUGAUGAAUUAAACUCAUCUAAGUCAUCCGACAGUACGAUUGAGUGUACACGUCUAGGUCUUGAGGAACUUCAGCUUGAAAUAAAUGCUAAAAAUAAUUUACAAGUUGGUGAUAUUCAUCAGCGUACAGUUGAUCCUAUCGAAUCAAAAGCUGCUUGUAAAAAUAAUCAAACAGAGACAUCUAUCACUUCAUUCGAUUCCAAGCAAGUUUUAGUGGAUGAUAAUAGCAAUAACAGUAACAGUGAUACAUCAACUGUACCGCUUCCUUUGAGUGAUAGGAUUUCAAGACGUUUGUGUGAAUGGCUAACUGAAAAAGCUCUUGAUAUGCUUACCACUUAUUCGUUUACAACUGAACAAUCCUCUUUGACAAGUGAAGUGCAUAACAGAAUUUUACAACAGUUUUACUCGAAAUAUAAUUUAUCAAAAAAGAAAAGUCGGGACAAUAAUCCUGUGUCCGAAGUGCCACUUACUUGUGUACUGCCGUUAAUUGAUUCCGUUUCACCUCAGGUUCUUAGAAGACAAAUCCUUUUGGAUGAUCUUAAACACAGUAUGCAUCGGAUAUUAUCUGUUUUACAAGUAAAUCCUUAUUGUGUAUACCGAAGAUUAGAAAAUUCUGUUCUCCAUUUCAAUUUAACUAGCAAAAAUGUACACAUGAACCCUUCUGAAAGUCAGCUGAUGGCUCUAGUGCUCCUGCGUCUCAUGGCAAAUGUUGAACCUACUCUCAGCGAACUAACAAACAAUGAAUGUAUUGCUCACUUUUUGAAGUCAAUGCAUGGACCGCCUCCAAUAAUAUUCAUCAAUAAGAUUAUUAAUCGGGUAACAAGACUGUAUAAUGUAGAAUCCGAUGAUGAUUCGCUAUCAGAAGACUAAAUUAUGUGACGAUUUUUUAAAUUGCAUUGCAUACUGCAGUGUUGACGUGAUAAUGUUUGUCGUGACUGGAAUCUUAACAGUGAAGCCUUCAUGUAGAUUUUGUACAUAAAAUGUAAAAAGAUGACUUAUAGUAGAAAUCGGCUUAUGAUUUAACUUCUCAAAUGUAUACGGUUCAGUUUGUAAACAAUUUUAGCGGAAAGUAGACAAAAAUUCGUCUUAAUGGCGAUAAAGGUGUUGUUUUGGCUUGACAUUCUAUCUAUCUGACCUUCAAUUAGUGAGUACGAAGUUCACAUGGUAUGGGGAGUCAUUUUUUGUAAUGAACUGGCG
Trichobilharzia szidati is the source of this 4092-nucleotide messenger RNA. The record is from the annotation of a GenBank genome assembly. Lineage: Eukaryota; Metazoa; Platyhelminthes; Trematoda; Strigeidida; Schistosomatidae.